AUGUCGGCAGGGCUGCAGUCAAAAGUGUCGAGUGAAGAUUUGGGAAGAGUUAUGGGAAUAUGCCGGUUUCUGAACCUUACUUUCACUGAAGAACAACUUUUAGCGAUUAUUGAAGUCAUUGAAGCGGGAGCGAAUCCAUCUGCGUUGGUUGACUGGUUAGCGAUAGUAGAGGAAACAAAAUCAGAAGAAACGCCUGUCCUGAAGUCUCACGAGCGAUAG
Haemonchus placei is the source of this 219-nucleotide messenger RNA. Lineage: Eukaryota; Metazoa; Nematoda; Chromadorea; Rhabditida; Trichostrongylidae. The record is from the annotation of a GenBank genome assembly.